Molecule: messenger RNA, 832 nt
Organism: Euleptes europaea (tarantolino)
Lineage: Eukaryota; Metazoa; Chordata; Lepidosauria; Squamata; Sphaerodactylidae
Gene: IRAK1BP1
Product: interleukin 1 receptor associated kinase 1 binding protein 1
Exons: 4
Coding region: 1-777 (258 amino acids)
Biological process (GO): canonical NF-kappaB signal transduction; immune response
Source: RefSeq, a predicted model, not a curated record
AUGCCCCUGUCGCUCUCUCCGGCUCGGGUGUUUGCCGAGUGGAUCCCCCCGCUCGUCGGGGCCAACGGCGCGGGCCACGAUCCGUCCGAAGUCGCGAAAGGGACCCCCGGGUGUUUACAGUCGCCGGGCCGGGAGGUUCGCCUGAGCGGGACCGCGGAGCUCAGCGCCAGGCCGGAUCGGGCGAAGGUCGCGCUCCGGCUGAGGAGCAAGAAGCCGGAGGCCCAGGCGGCGCGGGGCAGCGUCGCUCGGCGGCUGGACUACAUCGCCCAGGCCGCCCGGCAGCGCGGAGGCGUCUCGGAGGAAAACGUGACUGUAACAAAGAACUUCAGUAGAAUAGAUAAUGCUUAUAAGAUGGAAGCAGAGAUCUGCAUUACAUUCAGUGAUUUUGGGAAAAUGCAAGAUGUUUGUAACUUUCUUGUUGAGAAGCUAGAUAGUUCUGUCAUCAUCAGUCCACCUCACUUUUACCAUACAGCGGAGACCAUAGAUAAUCUUCGACAUCAGGUAUGUCUUGCUGCGAUUAGGAGCGCACAUCAAAAAGCCCAAGAAGUCUGCCGAUUGUUUGGCCAGUCACUGGGGAAACCUUUGCUAAUAAGGGAAGAGGAAAUGAAGGAAUGGGAAGGCGACCUAGAAAAGCAUGACAGCAAUCCCUCAGACUCACCGAGUUUGCAGCAGAGACUCCAAAGUGCUACAAUUUUUGUUUCCUCAAAGAUGUUUGCUGUCUUUGAGAUAAAGGGAGAAAGAAAGAGAAAACAAGCAGCUCUUUUAAACACGAACUGAUUUUAUUAUUUAAAAGGCUGGUUUAAGAUUCUUUCCUUUGGGGAAGAAAAGUUUU